Molecule: messenger RNA, 738 nt
Organism: Populus euphratica (Euphrates poplar)
Lineage: Eukaryota; Viridiplantae; Streptophyta; Magnoliopsida; Malpighiales; Salicaceae
Product: protein PXR1-like
Exons: 2
Coding region: 31-624 (197 amino acids)
Source: RefSeq, a predicted model, not a curated record
GUUUUAGCAAAUCCUUAAAACCCUAAAAACAUGAAGACGGUGACCGGCAAAAUCACAGAUUCAGCACCGGUGUCAAUCUCCAAAGCGGCUUCUAUACUCUCCAAGUUCGUAUCCUCUGAGAACGGCGCUUCCCAGGCCUUAAACGCUUACCUUCGUCGCGCCACCGCCGCUUUCGAUGAGCUGUCACGGCUUCACUCAAAAUCCGAACGACGGAAACACGAAAAGGAUUCAUCUUUGAUUCGGAGUGUGGAGGCGAGUCAAUCCGAGUUAGUGAAUAAUAGUGAGCAGAUGUUGAAGAAGGAGGUUAAGGAAGAGGGUAGUGUGGGAGAUGAGGAGAUAGAGAGUAAGAAGGAAAGGAAGAGGAAGAGUAAGAGGAAGAGGAAGGGUGAUUUGGCUGAGCACACUGAGAAGAGCAAUGGGAUAAAGAAGGAAAAGGCAGAGGUUGAGGAGAAUGGGAGUGUGGUGGACAAAAUUGAAAUUAGAGAAGAAGAGGAAAAGAAGAAGAGGAAGAGGAAGGGUGGAGAGGUAGAGGUAAAGGAGGAGAGGGAGGAGGAAGAGAAGGAUGGAUUGGAGGAGGAGGGCCAAAGGAAGAGGAGGAGGAGAAAACAAGUGGAUGAUAAUUGAGUGAAAAAAGGAUGUUACGUCUUGUAAUCGGAUAAUUGGGUAUUUCAAUUGUUGUUGGGAAUGAAAUUUACUGCUUUUCAAAUAUGUUUAUGUGCUUUGAAAUUUACAUAUUCA